Vidua chalybeata is the source of this 3164-nucleotide messenger RNA. It is a transcript of the gene CARS2, whose product is annotated as cysteinyl-tRNA synthetase 2, mitochondrial. Gene Ontology annotation, molecular function: cysteine-tRNA ligase activity; ATP binding. Gene Ontology annotation, cellular component: cytoplasm. The coding region runs from base 1009 to 2538 and encodes 509 amino acids. Lineage: Eukaryota; Metazoa; Chordata; Aves; Passeriformes; Viduidae. Gene Ontology annotation, biological process: cysteinyl-tRNA aminoacylation. The transcript is spliced from 15 exons. The record is from RefSeq and is a predicted model, not a curated record.
UGCGCACGCGGGAUUCCUCUGGCGACGGGGAGAAAAUGGAGCCGUUAGGGACGCAGCGCGACUACGUUCCCCAGCGGUCUCCGGGCGGCUGCGCAUGCGCGAGGCAGGGCUGGCUGGAAGGCGGGAGGGGAGGAAAAGAGAAGGACGGAGGGUGGCCGGCCGGGCGAGGUUGCUGCGGCUCCUUUAUCCCGCGCAGUGGCGAGGGAAGGGUCACCGGGGAACGCCGCCGGGGGCCGCGUUGUAGAGGAGGCCGGCGGCGGAACGCCCCCGCCCCGCAUGGUUGCCGGCGGAAAGGGCUCACUACCGGCGAGGAGGAGCAGAAGGGGCGCCCGGGUACAGCCCUGUGCUGCCCGCGUUCUCCCCGCCACAGUGACCGGGCAGUCGUGCCGAUGAACCCCGCUGUCGGUCAACGUUUCCUUUGUGUCCUGGAGUCGCUGCCAUGUCCCGGUGCCUGCAGGCACCCGGCUCUGCCAGGAUCGGGGAGCGAGGAGCGGGGAAGGCGGGGCUGGAAAGACCUACCCCCGCUCUGCUGAAGCAAAACAACGUGCGCUUUCUGCCUCUUGUAUUUUUUUUAGGAGACGUCACUGGCAAUCCCCUAAUUUAGGGGAGACUGAGUCAUCACUUCUGAGCGCCCAGACUCGCUGGUGCAGUCGCUGCUCAGUGAGGCCCUGACGCUGUGCUCGCUGCAGGAGCGGCGGCCUGGCUGGGCACCUCAGCGUCUCAGCCCCUGUUAAAUGGUUUUGCUGCUGCCAUCAGCUUGGUGUGUGAACGCCCAGAACUGGGGUUUUCAGGGAAGAACAGGCAGCUGUUUAGCAAUACUUCCAAUAUCCUCCCUCCCACCCUCCAGUGGGAGACAUGCACCCAUAGCUUUUGAGGAGUGGAGACAACACCACAGACCAAACUUUUUGAACUGAUACCGACCCGCUGUUUUGGGCAGAUGUCAGAGGGCACUUCCUUGUUUUCUGCAGAUCCCUCUCCUAUGUUAGAUUUGAUAUAAUUCGAAGGAUAAUGACAAGGUUUUUUGGAAUUGACGUUAUCAUGGUGAUGGGGAUCACAGACAUAGAUGACAAGAUAAUAAAAAGAGCCAAUGAGAUGAAUAUAUCACCAGUAGCUCUUGCUCGUAUUUAUGAAGAAGACUUUAAACAAGAUAUGGCUGCCUUAAAGGUCCUUCCUCCUACAGUGUAUAUGAGGGUGACUGACAAUAUUCCUCAAAUAAUUUCCUUUAUAGAAACAAUAAUUUCCAGUGGACAAGCUUAUGCAACCUCACAAGGCAAUGUUUAUUUUGAUGUUAAAUCCUGGGGAAGAAGAUAUGGAGUAUUAACUGCUAUUAACCCUGAUACCCAAGAUGAAGCAGUUGAUUCUGAUAAACGACAUGGUAAAGAUUUUGCCCUGUGGAAGGCUGCCAAGCCUCAAGAGCUAUCGUGGAAUUCUCCCUGGGGAAAAGGACGACCUGGAUGGCACAUUGAAUGUUCCACAAUUUCAAGUGCAGUGUUUGGAAAGCAGCUGGACAUCCAUACCGGUGGAAUAGAUCUUGCAUUUCCUCAUCAUGAAAAUGAAAUUGCACAAUGUGAGGUGUAUCAUCAGUGUGAGCAAUGGGGGAAUUACUUUCUGCAUUCUGGGCAUUUGCAUGUUAAAGGAAGUCAAGAAAAAAUGUCAAAGUCAUUAAAAAACUACAUAACGAUUAAGGAUUUCCUGAAGAAAUGUUCGUCAGAUCAAUUCAGAAUGUUUUGUUUGCGUGGCAGAUACAGCUCAGGGUGCAUGCAAGGCGAGAGGAGCCUGCUGAACUCCUGCCCGCAGGAGUGGACUCUGGAAGCUCCCAAAGUGGAAUUGCCUUCCAAAGCAGUAGAAUUUAGUGAGGAGAGCAUGGAAGAUGCAAAGAACCUUCUUCAGGCAAUCUCCUCAUUUAUUAGAGAUGCAAAUUCUUAUAUAAAAGGACAGCUGGUGUGUGACCCUGUUAGAGAAGGCAUACUGUGGGAAAGGCUAGCCAACACAAAAGUAACCGUGAAGGCUGCGUUUGCAGAUGACUUUGACACCUCCAGGGCUGUUGCAGCAAUUAUGGACCUCAUUCACCAUGGCAACAGACAGCUUAAGGCUGUUACUAAGGAUGCUGGAUCUCCUAGAAGCUCUGUUGUGUAUGGAAGCAUUACUUCCUAUAUUGAAGGCUUUUUCAAUGCCCUUGGGAUGUCCUUUGGGGAAAGACAGGUGGCUCUGGGAGGAGACAAGUCUGCAGUGCUCUCCAGUGUCAUUGAAGAGCUGGUGAGGUUCCGCUCGAAGGUCCGGCAUUACGCGCUGGCUCUGCCGGAAACAGCUGACGCUGCGCCAGUGGAGGGUGCGGCGGGAGCCGAGGAACCCAAACAGGAGCAGAAGGAAAAGAGGAAGCAGUUAAUGCAGGAGAGAAAGCCCCUCUUGGAGGCUUGUGACAGUCUGCGUGGAGACCUUGCUGCCUUUGGAAUCCACAUAAAGGACAGAGCUGCUGUUUCAACCUGGGAAAUUGUGGAAGGAGGGCAGACAGAGAAGCACACUGAGAAAAAAAGCUGAUCCUUCAUCCUUGGACUUGUUUUUUAUUUCAGCUACUUCAGCAACUGUUGUAAAUACUAAUUCUUUCAAAAUAAAAUCUGUUGAACAGAAUGGCUAAAAAUGAUAGCAUGUAAUUUGAGCAAAACUGUUGGCACUAGUACUUGGUAAAUAAAUACAGGCCUUGCAGCACAGGUGGUGGAAGCAUCCAGAAUGCAAGGCAGUACAGGAGCAGCUGCACUGAUUUAACACCAUGAGGCAUAGGUCUGUUCUACUGCAGGAACUGCCCCAGCCCAAAAGCUCUGUCAUCUGCCCUCAUCCCGUGUUGCUGACCUGACACAGAGUUUAAACAUAGUGAAGGCAGAGGCAAGAACUUAGGCCUGUCUUUGAGGUGAAAACACUGUUUUAUGUCUGUUGGGCUGACAAUUCUGUUCCUCUCAGACAUAGGAAUGGCGGAUACUUUCAACCUUGAAGUAUUUCCUUAUUGCAGUGGUGCUGCUUUGAUCCUGUGAAACCUUUACAUGUAAUAUGAUGGUAUCCAGUUACCUGUGAGGCUUGUUAUCUUUUGUUUGCUUUUGCACAGAAUACAAGGAGAUUUCUCUAGCACUGGGAGUGUAGCACACUCAGGAUCUCUCCAGAACUGGGAAGAU